CCAUGGUGUUAGCGGACUGUGGGCUGGAGCUGGAGCCGGUGGAGAGAGGGAGAGGGAGGGAGAGGAGCUGUCAGUCAGUCAGGCCGCCGCCGCCGCCGCCGCCGCCAGCAACAUGCGGGCCCCGCCGCUGUACACACACACACACGUGGAACACAGCGAGUAGAACACUUCCGGGGCAUCAGCUGGACCCUGUCCCGGGAUGCCCUUUAAACCAAACACCUCGGCUUUGCUGCAGACCAAAGGCACCAGGAUCUUUGCUGCAGACUCACACACCAGCCGACACAACUAUUUCAAAAUGCAAUGCAAAGGAAAUGCAAUGCAAUUUUACCCCAAUGCAUCACCGGCUACCAACCCAGAGCUAUAAGAACAACACUGGGAUUGUCAAACGGGCCCAUCAGCGACUGCACUACCUGAGGAAACUCAAACAGGCCUCACUCCCCACCAACAUCCUCAGGACUUUUUACAGGGGCACGGUGGAGUCUGUACUCACGUACUGCAUUAACAUGUGGUACUCCAACUGCAACUGCUCAGACAGGAAGGAUCUGCAGAGGGUAGUGAGGGGAGCAGAGAGGAUCAUUGGCGUCUCCCUACCCUCGGUACAGGAACUGUUCCAGAGCCGCUGCCUGAAAAAAAGCACUGAGCAUAGCAAAGGACAGACUGCACCCCUUCCACACACAUCUGUAUCUCCUGCCAGAUACCGUAAGCAUCAAAGCCCGGACAACCAGGCUGCUAAACUGUCACUCCACCUGAUUCUGCUGCUUUUUUUGCACUGACAAUUUAAUAACAACUCUGACACUGGCCACUUAAAUCAGCUGCCCUGGACAAUUUAUGACUGUUUUUACUUGUAUUUUAAUGUUGCUUUUUUUUACCUGCACUUUUUAACGAUUCGUAUUGUUUUUAUCAGGAUUGGUUGUUUUUAUUUAUGUGUGAAGUUAAAAUUAAGUUUAUGUGCGAUGCUCUGGUAUUCCCUGCCAAACUUCUUCUCAUUUAGCAUUGUACAACUGUUGCUUUGCAUGAUGACAAUAAAGGUUGAUUGAUUAUUUUACAUAUAAA
Messenger RNA from Leucoraja erinaceus (little skate), 1053 nucleotides. RefSeq lists its product as uncharacterized. Lineage: Eukaryota; Metazoa; Chordata; Chondrichthyes; Rajiformes; Rajidae. The record is from RefSeq and is a predicted model, not a curated record. Gene Ontology annotation, molecular function: 2-oxoglutarate-dependent dioxygenase activity; methyltransferase activity. The coding region runs from base 3 to 773 and encodes 256 amino acids. The transcript is spliced from 2 exons.